CUCGUUGGAUGAGGGUGGAGAGAGUCAGCAGCCAAAAUCCUAUCUGAAUGGUAUUUCCUUGGUGACGUAGAAAACCAGGAAGUUGAUGGAAAGUAGCUGCAAACUGUCUAAAUUAUCGGAAUAAUGAGUCGGAUAUAUCACAAUACAUCACUACAGAACAAACCUGUGCACAAUGAGAAAAUUGGAAAUGUAUGGAAUCCCUCCUCUUUUCAAAGUGGUCGAGGUGUUAUACUGGAGGGACAACUCGUUGAUGUAUCACGUCACGCAAUCACAGACACUCAAAGUAAAAAGGAGCGGUAUAAUGUUUUAUACAUCAAACCUAGUCGAAUCCACAGGAGAAAGUUUGAUGCAAAAGGAGAUGAGAUUGAGCCCAACUUCAGUGAUACCAAGAAAGUCAACACAGGCUUCCUCAUGUCUUCCUACAAGGUAGAGGCCAAAGGAGAAACAGACUGUCUGUCUGAGGAGCAUCUGAAUGACAUUAUCAACAAACCAGAGCUGGUGAGAAUCACUGAAAAGCACUGCCCCGGUCAGGCCUAUGCUUUCUGGAUACCCGAGGCAGAGGCAGAGAAAACAGAAAUGGAGACGGGUCAGGAGAUCCGUCUGAAAACCAAAGGAGACGGUCCGUUUAUCUUUUCUUUUGCCAAGAUCAACGGGGGUACCGUCACCAAGUGCAAUUUCGCUGGGGACGAGACGGCUGGGGCCUCAUGGACGGAUAAAAUUAUGGCCAACAAAGCCGGUGGAGAGGGUGCGGUAAAACCCGGGGGACAGGGAGAGGGGGCGGACGACGAGGAGUGGGAGGACUAAAGAUGAACAAACAUGCUAAGAAGUCAUAGCACAACAGCAAAACAAACGUGGAACUAAAAUACUGAAGUGUUAUUGUUAUGUUACCUGAAUAUUUUGAAGAAAUAAAAGAAUGCAAUUGUU
Molecule: messenger RNA, 924 nt
Organism: Sardina pilchardus (European sardine)
Lineage: Eukaryota; Metazoa; Chordata; Actinopteri; Clupeiformes; Clupeidae
Gene: arpin
Product: actin related protein 2/3 complex inhibitor
Exons: 6
Coding region: 124-804 (226 amino acids)
Biological process (GO): negative regulation of actin nucleation
Source: RefSeq, a predicted model, not a curated record